AAACUUCUAAGAAAUCUUCCCUGCAAGCAAGGUUGAAGGAACUUGAAGAGCAAUAUCUGGCAACUGAGGCUCAAUAGAAAGAAGAGGUUGGUGUUAAAUGAAUUGUGAACCUUAAUUCAGGUUUAGUUUGUCCGUCUUAAGAAAAACACACUUAACUCUCUAUUUUUUGCAUGUUAAAAAUGUACAAACAUCUACUAAAGCGAAAGAGGUUGAUUUGACUUCUCAGAAUCAUAUGCAAAAACUCCACGAUCGUGAUUCGUUGUAGGAAAGGGUUGUGAAACUUGAAGAAGAGUUGUAGCUUACAGAGACCACCGUAACUAAGUUGGUUAGUUAAAUGUUUUUGCUCCAUGCCUUCUUUUAUACAAAAUGCUCAUGACAAUAAUUUCAGACAUAAGUCUUCUUGGGAAUAAUUUGUUGCCAAUCUUCGUAAUCUCCAAACACUUAUCAAUUUCAAUGAAAAAUGUUAAUCAUCUGGAUUGUUGGUCUAAGAGAAAGAGGAGAGUUUCGCAAAGACCUCUGAAUCGGAAGCUGCCAAGAGUCAUACGGCUGAAGAGCUUGACGCCAAAAACAAAACAAUCAUGUUUUUCGGAAAGAAAAUUGAGGAAGUUAGUUGUGUUGAAAAAAAACAUAUCGCAUUGUGAAACCUUUGUAUACUCACCUUGGCUUUGGCUGGGACUAUCGGAGGAAAAUGGUGUAUGUGGAUUAUGAACUAUGGAAGGAUAACAUCGAGGUAUACACCAUAACUUGUUCUCCUAGCUUUUUUCAGACUAUUAUCUGCUGUAAGUUGUCAACAAAUAUGAAAAACUUGCGUCCCUGACAGUAAACCUGCCAGGCCUAAAUAAUUUAGUUUAAAUUUCCCAAUAUUAUUAGGAAACCCUUUUUGUUACAGCUCAAAUAGUUAGGGUAUUGAAUACAAAUUAUCGACCCAAAAUCCUAAAUAAUAUGAGAUAAAUUACCCUACCAGCUGAAUUGAUGAACUGAAUCUGUAUUGGUCUUAUGCAGGUGCAUCCCGAAGCUUCACCUUACAGAAAGUAUGGAUGUCCACUUUAUGAUGAUCUAUGUAAAAUAUUUACAAAGCCCAUAGCUACUGGAAAGUAUGCUUUCUCACCUGAGAUGAUUACUCCAGUCACUAGCUCUACUUCACGGAAAAAUAAGGCUUAAGCUUGUACCUAUUAUAGCAGUUGAAUAUCAUGUAACAAACCACCUUAGAGUGGUUUGAUUUAGGGAAUGUUGGGCCCAAUAAUUUUGUAAACACUAACAAACUACCUUUUGUUUGAUUCAGAGAAUGUUAAUCCCAUAAUUUUGUAAACUUUAUGUUAUAAUUAAGUGUUUGUGCAUAGUAAAUAAGUUCUUACUCAAUAUAUUUAUAAGCACUAGAACAUCAUCAACACCAUAACUGAAAUACCCAGCUACAGUUGCGCGCAGCAUACCACUAGUUACUAAAAAAGGAGGACUGGAAAGUCAAAUGAACAGAGUUAACCAGUUGUCCAGGUUCAAAACCUGCAAAACCCACAAACAUAAAACAGUGAAACAAAAGUAAAUAAGUAAUACAGAGAAAUAAAGGCAAGAAAUGAGCCGAAGCUCUCUCCUCCACGCAGCGGGACCCACAACCAUGGCUUUCUUCAAACAUCUCCUCGUUUCACAUUUUACUAUUUUCACUAACGGUAACCGUAACGAGCCGUAACGGUUACAGACUUGCAGUUACAUCUUCUCCCAUCUUUACGUCUCAUUUAACGCCUUCGUUUAACCCAAUCAAACGGAUCUACCUGACUACCUCACCCCCAAACUAACGUCGUCUUCCUUCUUCUUCACGUCGUCACGAACCACACAGCCCCUCCUCCCUACACCACAUUUUUCUCUCUCCUCACCAUUUCUAUGGCUUCCUGUGACGACGAUUUCUCUCUCCUUGCCGGAGAUGAUCACCACCACCACCAUCAUCACCAUCUCCACCAGUUCAAUUCUCAUCACCGCUAUUUGCAACCAAAAUUGUCCUCCACCACCGUAUCCGCGAUCUCAAAUGACGCCGUGAAAGUAUCCUCCGCCGGGGGAGGAGCUGGAAGCUCCGAGAACGGCGGUGUUUUCGAAGUUAAUCCAUACGAGUCGUCUGAGUUUGACUCCGUUCCAGAUCCUGAAUCAGAUCCGAAAAAUUCUAGGGUUUGCACCGAGUCAGCUGAUAAAAGGAAGGACAGGGAGAGAGACGAUCUCAGCGACGGAAGCUACAAGAAGACGAGACUUGUCGCCGGUGCCGGAGGUGUUCUGGUUUCCGGCGCCGGCGAUUACAGGAAGGAUCGAGAAGAGUGGAGCGAUACGGCUAUUGAUUGUUUGUUGGAUGCUUAUACGGAUAAGUAUACGCAGCUGAACAGGGGUAAUUUGAGGGGGAGAGACUGGGAGGAGGUGGCAGCUAUUGUUAGUGAUAGGUGUGAGAAUCAGCACAAGAGCGUGGAGCAGUGUAAGAACAAGGUUGAUAAUUUGAAGAAGAGGUAUAAGUUGGAGAGGCAUAGGAUGAGUAGCGCAGGCAUUUUGGUUAGUCAUUGGCCUUGGUUUAAGAAGAUGGAAGCUAUUGUUGGGAAUUCUUUGUCGACUAAGUCGGCUUCUGAUGACGAUAAAAUCAGCGGGUCAAGUGGGAAUGCUGGCAGGCAGCAUAAGAGAUAUUCUGUGGGAACACCUGGUUCGGUUGGUCAGGUGAAUCACAUGAAGUCCAAAUCUAUAUCGAACUCGAAAUGGCAGAGGGUCGUUUUUAAGAUCAGUGGUGCUGCUUUAGCUGGCAAUGGUCCACAUAACGUUGACCCUAAGGUAGUUAUGCUAAUUGCUAGAGAGAUUACCAUGGCUCACCGCCUUGGAGUACAGGUAGCAAUUGUUAUUGGUGGGCGUAAUUUUUUCUGUGGGGAUACAUGGAUUACUGCGACCGGUGCUGAAAGAUCUACCACUUACCAGAUUGGGAUGAUGGCAACUGUGAUGAACUCGGUGUUGCUCCAGUCAGCCUUAGAAAAGAUGGGUGUUCAGACACGUGUGCAAACUGCUUUUACUCUGCCAGAGGUGGGUGAGCCAUACAAUAGACAACGAGCAAUCAGACACCUAGAGAAAGGCAGAGUGGUGAUCUUUGGUGGAGUUGGUGGUGGUUCAGGAAAUCCCCUCUUUUCAACUGACACAACAGCAGCUUUGCGCGCAACUGAUCUUAAUGCCCAGGCAGUUCUCAAAGGCAUCAAUGUUGAUACUAUUUAUGACUGUAAUUCAAGAAGUAAUGGCCUUACAUUUGAGCACAUUUCCUUUAGAGAAGUUGCUUCCAGAGGUGCCUCGUCUAUGGACGUGAUGGCAUUGACAUUUUGUGAAGAGAAUGCUAUUCCUGUUGUGGUUUUCAAUCUUCUUGAACCUGGUAAUAUAUCGAGAGCCCUAUGUGGUGAGCAAAUUGGUACACUAAUUGAUCAGACGGGAAUUGUUAGCUAACAUCAAUAGCAUGAUAUAUGUUUCUUCAUUACGGGUUGUAGGUUUUUUUGUAAGUAUAUAGAUGUAAAACUGAACCACAACAAAGCCUUUGGUCACUCUCUAAUUAUGCUGGGGUGAUCUUGCUUCCGCACAAUGCUUGAAGCUGCAGAUGACUGACUUGUGUAUCUAUGGGUGAAGCAAUAUUUUGUUGAUGCACUUUUGAUUUAUCCACAGUCCUUAACAAACAACUUUGGAGGUUCGAGCUGUGGGAUGCUGCCGCCUACUACUUUAUCAACCAUAGAUAUUAUGGUUACUAAUGCCCUCAUUAGUCAUUAGUGGCAGGCUGAGCAGCUAGAUGUAUUUAUACUCCUAUAGAAAGUUUCCCCCUGCUCCUGUAAUUUUUUGGCGUAUUUGAAAGCCUAUAUCUAGGUUUUUCUUAAUCACUGGCUGUGUAUUUAUAGAAUAAUUAGUAUUUAGAGGAUAAGUAUUGUGGGGGAUUCUGAAUGUUGUAGUUACGGCGAUAUAUAAUUAUAAAAAGUUGUAUUUAAGUUUCA
Molecule: messenger RNA, 3977 nt
Organism: Spinacia oleracea (spinach)
Lineage: Eukaryota; Viridiplantae; Streptophyta; Magnoliopsida; Caryophyllales; Amaranthaceae
Product: uridylate kinase PUMPKIN, chloroplastic
Exons: 7
Coding region: 1876-3444 (522 amino acids)
Biological process (GO): UDP biosynthetic process
Cellular component (GO): cytoplasm
Molecular function (GO): UMP kinase activity
Source: RefSeq, a predicted model, not a curated record